Messenger RNA from Eleginops maclovinus (Patagonian blennie), 5159 nucleotides. RefSeq names its product AT-hook transcription factor (gene akna). The record is from RefSeq and is a predicted model, not a curated record. Gene Ontology annotation, cellular component: centrosome. Lineage: Eukaryota; Metazoa; Chordata; Actinopteri; Perciformes; Eleginopidae. Gene Ontology annotation, biological process: neuroblast delamination; epithelial to mesenchymal transition; neuroblast division in subventricular zone.
GCCAGCUAAAUCAGUGCCAUACUACACAACACUGAUAAUUACCCUCCUAAAUAUCAGAAACCCAGGCUUUGUUUGGAGAAGUUGAGUCGUGUGGCCCCUACAGAAUUAAGAAACAGUGUUUAGGAGAUCUCCCCGACUCUAAGACUGAAGACUGUCCUCCUUUAGCCUCCUCUACCUCUGGACUGUAACCAGUUUCCUGACAUGUCCUGCUAUCCGUAACCUUCUGCAGCCAUGGCUUUGAACAUGUUCCUCCCAGCAGAGUCAGAUCAACAAGAAAAGAUGGAGGACGCCACAGUGCCGGGCUAAGACCAACUGAGGUCAGAGCUGAGGCCUAAAGGAGAAUGGAGACGAGGAAAAAUACCAGAGCAGGGGUUAUUUUCUGGACCCCUGCCCCGGCCCGCACCUCGCCCCCCAGCUCUGUAAUAUCUGAGGAGGAGUGGGAGGAUGAGGAUGAAGAACAGGCGGAGAGAAACGACGACUUUGACAGCCAGGUGGACGAGAACGGCAUCAUCGGACUGUCUGAAGCUCUGGAGGAAGCAGGGUUGGUUGGUGACUCAGAGGCAGAUUGUAAUUCAAACUACCGUAGACCCCUCACCCCGGAAGAGGAAGACCCUAGUGGCCAUGAGAGGGAGACACCUGAGGAGCUGAGUAACAACCUGAGUGAACAUCUGUCCCGCACCGAAUCAGCAGGAGAGGACAUAUCACUGUCCCCACCUGAGGACUUGAUGGGAAGCUUUAAAGCACAAAUAUUGGAUGAGAAGGUCAGGCAGGGGAAAGACUGUGUCUUUGAGUGGGACAAAUACAUGGACCUGACAGAGGAGGAGGAAGAUGGAGAUGAAGCAGGGAAGAGGAGUGUCAGGAAGAGAGAAAACGAUGGCACUACCAAUCGCAAUAUUUCCAAAGAAGAGAUUGAGAAGCUCCUCUCUGAGUGUAGUGCUCCCCUGUUAGAGAUGGAACCUGUUAGAGUCUCCCAUCACCACUGCCACAUAUCCCAGCCUCCCUCACCUCUCACAGCCCCCUCUUUCCCCCAUCGUCUCCACUUCACCCCUGAGGAGAUGGCAGCUGCCCCCGGCAUUGACGCAGAGACCUUUCCAGACAUCAGCUUCACUGAAAGUCUUCCAGAAUCACACCGGAGCCUCGAGUGCAGUCCUCGCUGUCCUGAGGUAAAGCCCAGGGCUUCUCUUCAGCCAGCAGACAUGUUUGCUGAAGAAGGAACCUCAAAUCAUUGCAGUCGAGUGAGUAAACUGCCCUUAAAGGCACAGGAUAAGUCUGGUAAACAGCCAACUCCCUCACCAAGGAGGGUGAGGCAGCUAUCGCCUGAAGCCAAGUCCUUAAAAUUCAAACAUAAAACAGCGAGUCCUAACAGAGGGUCGAGGAUACCCAGAGCCAGGAGUAAUGCUGCUGAGGUGGACGAGUCCAGGAAAGGGCCUCUGAGUUACCGCACACCAGACUUCUCCAGCGUGGAGCCCAAGGUCUAUUUCCCCAAAGAUGGUUACACCCCUCCUAAGAGUAGACGCUGUUCCAAAAGAGAGUCCCUCCCUGAGCCCCUCUUCGUCUUCAAAUCCCCCGCUGACAUUGUGAAAGAAGUCCUGCUGAACACCACUGAGGAACAUCCUGCCUCAUCAGACUCUGACAAACCAACCACCAGCGCCCUCAACUCCACCGUGCCUCAGGACUUCAGAUCCCGCCAGCAGGCCUCCACGCUGCUCGACCAACUCCAGGAGGACUACUACAGACUGCUGACUAAGUACGCCGAGGCGGAGAACACCAUUGAUCGCCUGCGUCUGGAAUCCAAGGUGAACCUGUUCUCCGACCCUCCAAAGCCCGGCCUCUUGGUGCAGUCCGGACCAAAUCAGGGCUCCUCGAAGGUCAUGGUGCUGGAUUUCCCUCAGGCCCAGAGAGCAGGAGGCUCUGCCUCUCUCCAUCCAAAUGGACAACAGAGAAGUCCAUCAGCCUGUUCUUCCACAAAAAGCCCGGACCCUCAGGUGGGACAGCAGCUGGCCAGGAUUCUCUACAAUCAGGCCGACAAGUUCCUCCAGCAGAUGCAGACUUUUGAGGAUCUCCUGAAGAGCAAAAGACUCAAACCUCUGGAACAGAAGAAGGGGGUCUCGCAGCUCGCUGAGGGGCUGGACUCUUUGGAGAGGGGAUACCUGUUGGCCAGGGAUGAUUGCAAACUCCUGCAGCAGCGAGGCGCAGAGGACAGCUACUUUGACCGUGACCGGGAGCUGGAGGGGCUGGUCUUUCAGUGUGGGCUGCGUAUGGACGAGCUGAAGGAGCAGGUGGAGCAGGAGCAGCUCACCUAUGAGGCUCCUCCCUCUCCACCAUCUGGCUCCUCUGUGGGGGGAGAAACUCACACACAGAGCCCGGCUGUGCCUGUGCUGGUUGAUCCAGGAGACGCAGCGGAGGUGGAGGUGAGCGCCGGGAGUGAAGAGAGAGAAGAAGAAGAGGAAACUCUCUACCUCAAAGCUCAGAACGGCAAACACAGACACCUUGAACAACACUUUGCCCCGCUGAUGAAUCGCUACCAAAGCUUAGGAGAGCUUUCCAGUCGUUUAGACCAUAGUCGGAGGGAAGGAGCUCCUCUUCCUGCUGCCUUAAGGAGCAACAUGCAGCCUGGGAAAGAGGAGGCAGAGAAACGGGCUCUAGAAGACCUGGACACAUCCGCAGCAGAGAAAUUCAAACCGGACCGUCAGGACUCUCCUCCUGUCUGCACUAAAAAACCGCAGAGCAGCAGGUCCAGUCCUCCUCCCCGUAGCGCCUCCAGCCUGACCACCACUCUCCCCGCUCAUCCCCCCAGCAGCAGGAGAAGGCUGGAGGUGGGAAAGUCCCACAGCAGCAGCUUGAGCAGUCUGGGAGAGAUCAGCGCGUUGGAGAGGAGGAACUCCAAAGUCCUGACGGGGAGCAGCAGAGUGCUGUCUCAGGAUGGGAUCAUCUCUCCGGAGACGGACAGUGGGUUUGUGUGUUCAGAGAGCAGCCGUCUGACUCCUGCUGCAGCUGCCAGUCCUCUCCACCAGAGGGCAGCAGAGAGUGUGUCAGUGCCUCAGGAGAGGAUUCCUCAGAUGGUGCCGGUCUCAGCACCGUCUCCUGCUUCCCCACUGUUGCAAAAUCACCCGGCGAUGGAGCCCAAUAGGACCAGGUCAAGGAGAAGCAGACCGGGGCCUAGGAGGUGCAUCUUCUCCUUCUCCCCAAAGCGCUGCGUCCCUCUGACAGCACCAACCAGAGCCGACAGUGGGACCAGUGAGUUUGGACCGGACAGUGACAGCUCUCUCACUGUGUCCGACAGACUGAACGACCACUUCACACAAUCCAUCAAUUCCCUCCACGACUCCAGCCAGAGCCCCUCCCUCACUAGUGCACUGGGUCACCAUGACGAUCCUCUCAGAGCACUGAGUUCCAGUCAGGCUGCGAAUCGCAAUGACGCAAUCCAGACGCUGCAGGUGGAGAUGAGCCGACUGAGGGAGAGCAUUGAAAGCUGUCUGAGGAAUAAGAGGCCUCUGAGAGCAGCUCCUUCGGCUCAGCACACCACCUCCUCCCCUCCAAUCAGGCCAGGGGAGCGACGGGGUGAUGUCAGGGAGAGAAUAAACUCACCGCCUGAGGAUGUGGAGUACACACUGCGGAGAACAACCCGGAGGAGACCGCCUUCUGCACACACGCCAACAACUGACAUCUCCACAGGUUCAGACCCCCCCUCCCCUCAGCCUCUGGUGUCCCGGUGUACUCAAACAUCCACUGCAGCAGCGGACAGCCAGCGCUCACGCACAAGUACUGCCGGCAGAUGCCGUGUUGCAGGGCAGCAGCAGCCUGGUGUGUCAGCAGCAGACGUUCCUGACAGCAGAGGACGUGCUCCUCUCUGUCCUCAGUGUUUGUCACAUGGUCACCGAGGGCGAUCUGAAAGGCCAGUCGGUGGUGACAGAGAGCCGCUUCACUCUCGCUGUCCUCACUGUCCUCACUGCGGACGCCGUGGACCCUACAGUAGCACGGAGCCAGACCCCCCCACACACACAACCUGCCAGCCAGCCGAGUCCCCCCACAGAGCGGAGGGGAGCGGAUACUUUGAAGCUGCAGCUCCUCCUGCUCUGCUGCAGUAUAUGCCGGUGUGGCCGCCCCCCCUCCUGUUGUACUCUUCGCCCCUCUAUGUGUCUCCCAGCAACAGCCAAGGCAAGUCCUCCGGGUUCAGGGGUCGCAGGGAGGUGAGGAGGAGGAGGCGCUCUCUGUCGCUGGAUAAGCAGCGCUGCGUGGACAGCUCUCUGCAGAGGGCCCUCAGAGCCGCUCGGAGCAUGAAGCACACCUCCGGUCACAUGGCUCACUCUCUGGCGUCCGGCCUGCACUACCAGCAGCUCCUCGCUCAGUCCUGCAGCCUCUAGCCUGACCUCACAGCUUACAUCCCCGGGAGGGAGAGCAGGACUGUCGCAAUAAAACACCUCAACCAUUCCCUUCUUUGUAACUUGUCUUUGGAGAAAAAACUGUUACUGUAGCUUUGUUUACGGCACUUUUCAAAUAGCAAUAUGUAAAGGAAUAGUUCAGAUUUUUGGUCUAUGAUGAGUGAAUGACUCACAGUAGAUGACAGUUUUGAGGAACAGAUUGGAGUAAAAUCACAGAGGCUGAAUCUCAGGUGGCCAACAUACAUUUGUUUCUUCAGCAAUAAUAUUAAUUUCAAAUCUGUCAUAGAAAUGACAUACUUGGCUGUCAUGGAGCAGUUGUUACUUUGAGCUAUUUAUUGAUCAUGCAACUCUGUUUAUUAAUCAUGUGAAUGUAGUUUUUGUGAUUCUUAACAUACGUUCAGGAGUGUUAUUUGAGUUUGCGUAUAAGCUUUGUUUUCAUGUCGAUACUGUAGCAUGCUGCGCUGUAAAUGAAAUGCACUCGACGUGAUGUUCUAGAGGCCGUACCAGAGACCACUCCGGACCGGUUUGUUCAACAGUUUAUAAGAAGCUGUAGGUGUACCAUACUGUAACUGGACAGCUAUGUUUUUAUACAAAAGAGAAGUGGACUCAAACUGUUUUUAUGGCUUUUGUUUACUAUGAUUGUUGUUGUGAUUGUUGUUGUGAUUGUUUAGGUGAAAUCUACAUUUUUGCUCAUUUCUAAAUCUGUUUUGUACAAGUUUUUUUUACAUUUUCAGGAAAUUCUUUCCCUAAGGAGCCAAAUAAAAGGUCACUUUAGAA